GUUCUGUUUCCGCCGAAUAAAGAUCAAGCCGCCCACUAUAUAAACCCCGUCGCCUCGCCCACCAUCGUCGCCGGGUUGUCGUUCCUCGUCUCUUCCUAUUUGAAUACUAACGCUGCCCCUUCUCCGUUGGGUCUAUCGUUAGGGUACUCCGUCCUCUUAAUCCCCUCUUGGCACUCUGCGGCUGCGGCAGGAUCGGCGGUGGCUUUUUCUGCGGUUUCCCGGCAGCUCUGGGGUUCCUGUUGGUAUUCGAUCGUCGAACGAUCUGUUUGUCACGCCGUCUUCUGAGGGCCGGCGUGGGGGAUUCCGGGGUCGUCUGAGGGCGUGCUAGGGCUCUUCUUCUCUGUAUCAGACUUUUACUGCUUCGUCUGGGGGGGGUGGCCGGGGCCCCGGCCUCGGCGGCUUGCAAAGCCCCCAUCUUGACCGAGAUCUGAAGAAGUAGACUAUUGUUCUGCGAUCGGGAAGAGAUGCCGGCCCUCGCGUGCGUAGAUGCUGCAGCGCCGCCCCCUGGCUACGUCUUCGCUUGGGAUGGCGCUCUUCCCGCGCCGGGGACAUUCCCCGGCGACACUCCGACUACGGCGGGUGGUGUCACCGCCGACCGCCCCUCCAACUGGUCCACCGACCUCUCCGCCUCCCUCUACCGGAUCGAAGGCUGGGGCGCGCCUUACUUCUGCGUCAAUUCUGACGGCGACAUCGCCGUCCGGCCGCACGGCGCAGCCACCCUCGCCCACCAAGAGAUCGACCUCAUGAAGGUGGUGAAGAAAGCCACCGACCCCAAGUCCGCCGGCGGGCUAGGCCUCCGCCUCCCGCUCCUCGUCCGCCUCCCCGACGUCCUCAAACACCGGCUCGAGUCACUGCAGCAAGCCUUCGACUUCGCCAUCCGCUCCAACGUAUAUGGCUCUCGCUACCAGGGGGUCUACCCGGUGAAGUGCAACCAGGACCGGUACAUCGUGGAGGACGUCGUGGAAUUUGGAGCACCGUUCCGGUUCGGCCUCGAGGCCGGGUCGAAGGCGGAGCUCCUCCUCGCCAUGAGCUGCCUCACGAGAGGGAGCCCGGAUGCGUUCCUCAUUUGCAACGGCUACAAGGACGAGGAGUACAUCGCCCUUGCCCUCUUCGCUCGGAGCAUGGAUCUCAACACGGUGAUCGUACUGGAGCAGGAGGAGGAGCUGGACACGGUGGUGGAUACCAGUCAAAGACUCGGUGUCCGGCCGGUGAUCGGUCUCCGGGCCAAGCUCCGCACCAAACACUACGGCCAUUUUGGAUCCACCUCUGGAGAGAAGGGCAAGUUUGGGUUGACCACCGCGCAGAUCCUUUCCGUCGCCCGGAAGCUUCAACGCCUGGAUAUGCUCGAUUGCCUUCAGCUCCUGCAUUUCCACAUCGGCUCUCAGAUCCCGACGACGUCGCUGCUAUCGGAUGGGGUCGGCGAGGCCGCUCAAAUCUACUGCGAGCUCGCGAGACUCGGGGCCGCAAUGCGCGUCAUCGACAUAGGCGGCGGCCUCGGAAUCGAUUACGACGGCUCUCACUCUGAUGCCUCGGACAUGUCGGUGGGUUACGGGCUCGACGAAUACGCCGGCGCUGUGGUCCGGGCGGUGAUGUUCGCUUGCGACCGAAAGCGUGUACGCCAUCCGAUCAUUUGCAGCGAGAGCGGUCGAGCGCUCGUGUCGCACCAGUCGGUGCUCAUCUUCGAAGCGGUCUCAUCCAACGCCACCAGAGCUGCGCCGUUGUCGUCCGUCGGCCCAAACCCUGCAUUAUUUCUCGACGAGCUGGCGGACGAUGCUGGUUCCGAUUACAACAACUUGAUGGCGGCUGCCUACCGCGGCGAGUACGAGACCUGCGCUGUGUAUGCUAACCAGUUGAAGCAGAGAUGCAUCGACCAUUUCAAGGACGGAGUUCUCGGCCUCGAACACCUGGCGGCCGUCGACGGUCUCUGCGACCUCGUGGCAGAGGAGCUGGGAGUGGCUGAUCCAGUGAGGACAUACCAUAUCAACCUCUCGCUCUUCGCCUCGAUGCCCGAUUUCUGGGCGAUCGGACAGCUGUUCCCGGUCGUCCCGAUUCACCACCUCGACCAGCAGCCGGGAGUCAAGGGCAUUCUAUCCGAUCUGACGUGCGACAGCGAUGGGAAGGUGGAUCGGUUCAUCGGUGGGCAGUCGAGCCUCCCGCUGCACGAGAUCAAGGGGGGAGAAUACUACCUGGGGAUGUUUCUUGGAGGGGCGUACCAGGAGGCGCUCGGCGGGCUGCACAACCUCUUCGGGGGGCCGAGCGUUGUGCGGGUGGCCCAGAGCGACGGGCCGCACUGCUUCGCGGUGACGCUGGCGGUGCCCGGCCGGUCGUGCGCGGACACCCUUCGAGCGAUGCGGCAUGAGCCCGAGGCGAUGAUCGCGGCGCUCGGGCACCGCGCGGGGGAGUGCGCGGCCGGGGAUGCCGUGCUGUGCGCCAUCGCCCGCGCCUUCGACUCCAUGCCGUACCUCGUCCGCGGCGCCGAGGUGGAGGAGGAGGUGCGGGAGUCGAUGAUGCGCUGCCUGGGCUUGUGAAGGGAUCGGUUAUGGGCACCUCGUCGAAGUCGUCGGAGUGUGUCGCAUUGGUGCGUCUAUUAUGAUUGCUGUUUUCUUUCUACCGUCUUUGAGUCGCGUAGGAGUAAUAAUUUAUCUUCGAGUAGUGUCUCCGGUUUCAUUA
Musa acuminata AAA Group (dessert banana) is the source of this 2670-nucleotide messenger RNA. RefSeq names its product arginine decarboxylase-like. The transcript has a single exon. The record is from RefSeq and is a predicted model, not a curated record. Bases 465 to 2528 code for a protein of 687 amino acids. Lineage: Eukaryota; Viridiplantae; Streptophyta; Magnoliopsida; Zingiberales; Musaceae. Gene Ontology annotation, biological process: L-arginine catabolic process; spermidine biosynthetic process. Gene Ontology annotation, molecular function: arginine decarboxylase activity.